CUUUCAGCACAAGGAAAUAUUUGCUUACAGUUUAUGAACUUUGAACAGAAAUCACAACUUCUGGUAUCGGAGAUUCUGAGAUCUGUUUCUGGCUGUGAAAAUGAAGUUUGAACUAAUUGUGGACGGACAUCCAGGAAACUGUACAGGGAUUUAACCAGUAGAUAACAAAAUAUUUUCUACAAGCAGCAAAUCUUUCUGGACAGAAACUGGCAGUGCUGAAUACUGUACUUUAAGUUUCGAUUCAUCAGCUGUGGAUAUGUCAGACGAAGGAAACUAUUACUACACUGCUGGCCAUAAGGAAAAACAGAUGAAAACUGUUUCUGCACAGUACACAGUUCCUGUAGGGUUCCAGCUCCCACCACUUGAUCAUUGGCAGUCACAUUGUUCCUUUAUUGAAGAAGUGAUAUGCAAAGUUCCUGGGAGUCUCCGAAUUCAUCCAGCUCUGUGGAGCAAGGAUGAUGUCAUUAACUGGCUGCGAUGGGCAGAGGAAGAAUACUCACUACAGAGAACAGAUGACAGCAAGUUUGUAUUGAAUGGAAGAGCCUUGUGCAUUCUUACAAAAGAUGAUUUUAAAGCCCGUUCACAAAGUUCAGGUGAUGUUUUGUAUGAAUUGCUGCAGUGCAUAAAGAAUCAUAGACAAGGGUUAACAACUAAUCCUUUCUUAAGCCAUUCAACAAGAAAAGGCGAUCAUCUGCAGCCUCAGACCUUCAUAAGCACAAAGAGUACCAAUUGCCCCAGAAAGACUCUACAACCAGCUUCUACAGACGUGAAUAACCAUCCGGAUGCACCUCUCAAUCUUUCUCAACAGCUCUACAAAACCCAACAAGAAUCUGCAAAACCUGGUGUUUGUGUAGAUGGAAAAAUAAAAGAUUGCAGACUACUGAGGGACUAUUUGUACCAACUGCUUGGGGAUCAGCGCUAUGAAGCCUACAUUAAGUGGGAAGAUAAAGAAUUAAAAAUCUUCAGAGUGAUGGAUCCAAACAAGCUUGCUGCACUGUGGGGAAAACAUAAGAAUCGUCCAAACAUGACUUAUGAGAAGAUGUCAAGAGCCCUGAGACAAUAUUACAAAAUAAAUGUUUUAAAAAAAGAAUCUGGACAAAGACUAACAUUCCGGUUUCUGAUAUCACCAAAAGAGAGAUUAACAUCAGAGAAGUUGCUUCAACUGGAAUGUGACACAUAUGAUUCUAACAUGGACAUAAUAGCUAUUUCACCUUGAGAUGUUUGGCAUAGGGGAGUAUUUCUAUCUCGUAAUUUCCAAGUAUAACAAAAAAUAAUGCAGUAAUUUGCUGUUCAAAGAACAUAAAUAGAUACUGUAUUUAGAUUUGGCUGUUACUAAACUGUCAGGAGAUUCGGAACAUGAAUGUGCAGCUGACAAAUCUGCAGCAACUGUAUGAUGCUAUCAUUUCAUCACAGACCUGAAUCUCUAAAGAACUUUUCCACAAUCUUGUUGAAUGUGAUAAAGAUGGAAGCCAUAUUUGUUCAUAGGACUCCAUUUUAUAAUUGACAUCUUACAAGCUGUUUCCAAAUUGUUAUUCUCCAGCUUAGAAUUGACACAGGAAAGAGUGUAGACCUGUACUUUGUUUGAACCCACAUUGUGAAGUUAUGACCUUUAUCUAAGAUAUAUUUUACGGUAAUUUCCUAGCAGAAAUAUAAUGUCAGCAGCUAGACAUGUGAGCUUCAAAGGGUAUUUGUCAGUUUGCGGUACAGCAAGUGUAAAAAUAUAACCAGACAUAUGUAGGUUUCGAAGUUAGCAAAAACCCCCUAGUUAUUCCACUUAAGAGCACAUAUAAAAAAUAUAGAUGUUGGCAAACAUAUUACGUAUAAGAUAGAAGUUUUAUUAGCCAAUAGGAUUAAGCUUCGUGUCAGGAAUCGACGACACAAUAUGUUAAUUGGUAUCACUUUAUAAUGUACUGCUGGUAGGAAAUAAAGCUCUCUGCUCUAUUACUUUCCACUUAAUACACGUGUGGCUAGUUAUUACAAAGGUUAUUUUGUUGACUGGUCACUGGCUGCAGCCGUGUAUGAACCCGAUGCUGACUGACUGAAUGCGUGCUUGAACUUGGUUAAACAAAGGGUGCCCUUUCCUGGGGAUCCCUUUAUCAAUAUGGAGGUUCCUAAUCUGAGAUCCCAUAUCACUUGUUGAACAGCGGACGACUGAGCGGACGGUUCCUGGACUGAGACUCAAAACCCAUGCAUGGUACGUAGAGAUAUUUCUCUGUAGACUCUCAUUCCAUUAACUAUCCAAUCUGCUCUGCUGGGAGACAGGCAUCGGGAUCGCACGAACAAAGUUCACUCAGUAAACAGGUUUUUCUCAUUUUCAUUCUAUCUCUUGCUUAUAUGUGCUUAUAUAUGUGUUAUAAAGGCGUAACAAUGAAUGAAUGUGGAAGUAAAUGAAUUCUGAGUAUUUAGAGUGUGUCUGCAUAUAACCAACUGAUGGAUUGUUACACUAAACGUUAUUGCGACCACUGUCUUGUUUUGUCUUAUAUUGAGAUUUAAAAUGUAGUUUAAGUUUGUGUUACUGCAGUCUAUAUGUGUAGGAUAUUGUAAAAAGACUCUAGAAAUAAGUCAGAGUUAUGAAACAGACAUGUCCCCUUUGUAAGUGUGUAGUACUCUUAGUAAAGGCACACCACGAUCAGAAAUUGUAUUUACAUUAUAUUUGUAAUCCAGGAGAAUCACCCUUAUUCUCUGAACCGUGGGAAGAGGGGUUUAACAUUUUUGUACCAAUACAUUGUCAUUUUAUUCUUAAAGUAAGAAAUAUUGGAAAGGAUUGGUCAGAUAUACUGUCUGAAUUGGAAGGUUCAAAACAAUAUAUUGUACACAAUAUAAGAGUCUAAAUUGUACUCACGGUAGAAUAUCAUUGCAUCUGACUUGCAUACUUUGGUUGCGAGAUACAGUACGUCCUGUUGCUUUAAAAAUUAUAACGUACAGAGUUUAAGAAAAAAAAACAGGAACGGAAGCCGUUUAAAAAAUAAAUAAAUUUUUCUCUCUCUUCCGUGAGCUGUAACCACAGACUGCUGUGAGCACUGAAUGCAAGUUAAAUUUCCUGUCAGGAUUGUGUCUGCAUAGUUAUCAUACAUAAGUUAGGAGAAGGAUAUUCAUUUAUUUUAAAAGCCAUAGUGUAUACCGCAGAAGAAGGGGUUUGGGAAAAAUUGGUUACAGAUCACCUCUGUUUCAGGCAAUUUUCCUCACAGUUAUAUCUCUGAGGAUCCGUUAGAUCCAGGCUACUGAUGUUUCCCGGAUUUUAUUGAAUGCUUACUGGCCAUAAGUAUUGGGAAAUACAAAUACUUAUCCUUCGGAUGAAGCACCUCGGAGUGCCAUGGACAUUAUGAAGAAUGUACAUGGUGAGCAAUGCUUGAAGGGUAUGAGACGAUUGUUUCAAUGGGCAAAAGUGACUACUUCUGGCACUAGACCCGGAUAGGUUGAAACAAAUUAUAGUAACCUAUGGGAGAUAUGUGAAGGAUAAUAAUCUGAAACAGAGUCUUGAUUUGUGGAUUAAAACAGGUAAAUUACUUCAGUAUAAGAAAAAGUUAAAGAGUUAGGACAAACUCAAGAACAAAUGGCUCUAACUAAUAUGGAUGAUUUUAAAGAUGCAGACAUAUCUGGACAGGAAACAAUGAUACAUAGAGGUCCCAAGAAAACCAAAGGGUAUCCGUACUGGGCAUGUCCAAAUUGUAGACAUUGUAACCCACCAGAUGAUACAGUAUGUCCAAUUAGUCAAACACCUUGGUCCUAUAAAUGUAAGCCCUGUAAAGAACCAAAUGCAGGUUGAGUAUCCCAUAUCCAAAUAUUCCGAAAUACGGAAUAUUCCGAAAUACGGACUUUUUUGAGUGAGAGUGAGAUAGUGAAACCUUUGUUUUUUGAUGACUCAAUGUACACAAACUUUGUUUAAUACACAAAGUUAUUAAAAAUAUUGUAUUUAAUGACCUUCAGGCUGUGUGUAUAAGGUGUAUAUGAAACAUAAAUGAAUUGUGUUAAUGUACACACACUUUGUUUAAUGCACAAAGUUAUAAAAAAUAUUGGCUAAAAUUACCUUCAGGCUGUGUGUAUAAGGUGUAUAUGUAACAUAAAUGCAUUCUGUGCUUAGAUUUAGGUCCCAUCACCAUGAUAUCUCAUUAUGGUAUGCAAUUAUUCCAAAAUACGGAAAAAUCCCAUAUCCAAAAUACCUCUGGUCCCAAGCAUUUUGGAUAAGGGAGACUCAACCUGUGUUAGGAAAUCUGUUAAAUCUAAAAAGUUAAUCAGUAAAUGGUUGCCAGUGUUAAAAAAAUAAAAGACCUACUAAUUAUACCUGAAGAUGUGCAUGCCACAGACUAAUAUAUUGGUAGACUAAAAAUUGUACAGCAUGUAAUGUCAAGAGACCAAAAAUGUCUCCAAAAUUUUUUUUUUUAUGUAUGGUCUCAAGCUUGGCAUCUGCACCUCCAGUGUAUAAUUUACUUAAAAAUUUGGUCCCUGCAAACUAUAUCCGGUGUACACAUAAGAUGCUGUCACACCUGGUGUAGUUGCUGACGGACCUAAUCCAGCGCGCCAAAAGUUGCGCUGAACCACUGCAUGAUAUAAAAAAAUUCAGAACUGUUAACAUAACAGUUACAGAACUCCCUGAUGUUAAACAACAAUUUAUGAAAUUCAUUAAACAUGUAAAAAAAAUAAAAUAAAAAAAAAUAAUUUAAACCUAGAAAUAAAAUCCAAAAAGGGUUAUAAGUUUUCUGGAUCCUGCUUAGUGAUGGACAAUUGGACUCAGGUGGCAUGGAAAUGCAAACAUAAAACCAGCUGGUAGUAAUCUAUUCUUUACUUCUUUUUUGCCUUCCCAUGUGGGCUGGUCUGGUCCGUCAUUAGGUAAAACUGAGGUCCAAAAGUCUCAGUUUCAGGCUGCUUUUGUCUCUGAAACUGCAUGCUUAUCAAAUUGUGUAAAGAAAUUAUUCAUAAAUUGUAGUCAGUGUGUUUGCACUUUGCUGUCAUUUUGUGCCACAAAAUAGCAAAAUAUAUAGUCUGUAAAUUAGAUUGGUAAAUAUGUAUUGAAUCAGUGGCUACAAAUGACUUAUAGACUUCAAUGGAAGUGUGUAAUAUAAUGUAUUAUGUAAGUUCUAAUGGUUUAUCAUUAAACUCCAGCUAACCCCUGUUCGGAGUUGGGAGAGUGCUGGCUCACUCUCAGUGUUUUAUUUGUGUGUGUAAAAUAGUAUUAUCUUAAUAUAAAGUUUUGGAUAAAUAUAAUAAAAUGUGUUGUGGCCAAAUAAAUAUUGCCCCAGCCAAUAGAAAAGGGCUGUCAUAAGACUACACAUAUAACAUGUAUUUGUAUAAAAAAAAAAAAAAAUCUCCACAGUAAAAUUAAUAUCUCUGUGUCUAAAACAGUAACAGUUCAUAGUCAAAUAAUUAGAAACAUGUUACAGAUGUAAAAAAAUAUUUUCUUUAAUGUACAGCUCGUUACUGUUCCAGUUACAGUGUGUAAUGAAAUGUCAAAGAAUCAGGAAGUGUUUGGGUAACUGUUACAAGGGGUGGGGCCAAGUGAUGAGGUAAACUAGGUAUGAGAAGUGGGCAGAACUGUAGUCAUAGUCCAUACCCCUAAGAUAGAAGUCUGCCCUCAUGAUACAAUUACAUUUACAUGGUAUAAAAUCAAGAUUGUAACUGUAAACUGUAACAAUGCAUAAAUGAUACCUCUGAAAGAUGUUAGGUUAACAUACAUUAACAUUGCAUUACUGCUGAUGCUUGGCAUAUAACAGUAAAGAAGGGAGGUUUAUUUUAGAAAUAUCUCUAUGACGCACCUUACAACAGCUUAAGUCAUUUCUAGAAUUAAUCACCUAUUGUACAAAAUACAUUCCAAGGGCAUCACAGAAAACUAAGUUUUAUAUGAUGCCAUCAAAAGAACAACAAGUGUAAGGUAUUUUUUAAAUAAAACCCAAAUGGCAAAACUUAUUGAUAUUCAUAUAUUAAAAAAAGAAAUGUAGGGUACAUAGAAAUAAGUUAUAAUAUGCACAAAACAAAGUACAAUUUCUAGAACAUUGCAUUUCUGCUUAUAGUAAGCAUAUCACUACAAAAAGGAGGAAAAUUAUUUCAAAGGUUAAACCUCCUCAAACAUGUUCCUUUUAGGACUGAUCACUUAUUGCAAAGAGUGAAUUGUAGGCGCAUCACAAAAACUACUAGUGUUACAUGAUGCCCUAAAGGGACAAAAUGCACAAGGUGCAUUACUCACGACACAAGAACAGCAAAAUGCUUUUUGUCAGCUAAAAACAGACAUAAUAUCAGCACCAGCAUUAGGACUUCCUGAUUAUGCAAGGCCUUUCAAUUUGUUUUGUUGUGAAAUUUUAGGCCAUGCGCAAGAAAUAUUAACGCAGGUACAUUGUGACAAGCAGCGACCCCUAGCGUAUUACUCAGUACAGUUAAACCCAGUCAUACGGGCAGCACCAACAUGUGUCAAGUCAGUAGCAGCAGCAGCGUUACUGUUAGACAAGGCUGCUGAUAUUGUUCUGGGUCAUCCCUUAACUGUACAGGUGCCUCACUCAGUGACUGAAAUUCUGAACCAAGCACAGACUAAGCAUUUAUCUGCUGCUAGGCUAACCAAAUAUGAAGUAGCAUUGCUUACACCAUCCAAUGUCACUAUCAAACGUUGUACUUAUUUGAACCCAGCUACAUUAUUGCCGCUGGUUUCAAAAGAGGGGAAUGGUGCGAGUGAUGAUGAAAUGACAGGCACAGAAAACCAAUCAAAUUUUUCAAUUUCUAUACACGAUCAAGAACAUGAUUGUAUAGAAUUAAUGAAUCUUGAAGCCGCAAGUACACCAGACAUACAGGAACAUCCUCUACUAAAUGCAGAUUUACAUUUAUUUGUGGAUGGCUCCAGGUACUAUGUGGAUGGGGAACCGAAUACAGGUUUUGCAGUUACCACAGAGACAAACAUCUUAAUACAAGAACCCUUGCCAUCAGGUAGUACAGCACAGGAGGCAGAACUUAGGGCAUUAAUAGCAGCCUAUAUUUAUGCUAAAGGUCAAACAGUUAACGUUUAUACAGACUCAAGGUACUGCUUUGGUAUUGCCCAUGACUAUGCAGUUAUCUGGAAGAGCAGAAAUUUUAUAGGCUCUUCAGGAAAACCAAUAAAACAUGCAAACUGUAUUAGGGCAUUAUUUGCUGCCUUUCAAUUGCCAAAGAAAUUAGCAGUUAUAAAGGUCAAAGCACACAAUAAAGAGGAUACUGCAGAGGUCAGAGGAAACGCUCUAGCCGAUCAGGCUGCAAAAGCUGCAGCAGUCCAGCCUCUGCCAAACACUCAGGUGAUGUUAACUGUCACACCAGAGUUAUUAGACUUACAGUUAUUGUGCAAAUUACAAGCACAGGCCUCAGGCAAGGAGAAAAAGGAUUGGGAAAAAUUAGGUGGGCGAAUACACGGUGACAGAUGGAUGGUGGAAAACCGUAUCUGUUUACCACGCUCACUUUACCCAGUCUUAGCACAAAUAUUGCAUAAAAAAAAAACCUCACCAAUCCAGAGAUGCAAUGGUGAGGAUUCUGAACCAGCAUUGGGUGGCACCAGGUUUCACACAAGCAGCACAGGCUUAUGUUGCAGGGUGUGUAACUUGUGCUUUACAUAACCCAGGAAAGGUUGUGAAGGUACCAGCAAAAAGUACCCCGCAAACCUGCUACCCCUUUCAGCGAUUACAAAUAGACUUUAUCCAGUUACCUAAAUGUUCUGGGUAUAAAAAUGUACUUGUGUGCAAAGAUCUAUUUCCAAAUUGGGUCAAGGCUUGGCGUUGUAAAGCAGCAAACGCCAAAAACAGUUGCAAAGAAGUUAAUGCAAGAAGUAAUAUGUAUUGUUAAUAUGGAGUACCUUAAGUUAUUGAAAGCAACAGAGGUACCCAUUUCACAGGAGAAGUAUUAGGCAAAAUUCUGUCAGAUUUAGGUGUUACUCAGGCCUUUUACACUCCCUAUAGGCAAAGUAGUAAACAUGUAGAAAAACGUAUCUAUUACCUUAAAACUAAAGCUAUAAAAAUAAGUUACAGAAACAGGCAAAACAUGGCUAGAAGGUUUACCCAUUGCUCUGUUCUCACAAAUACUUCAAGUGAAAAGCAUGGGUUAAUACCAUAUGAAAUCUUAUUUUGGUAUUGCUGCUAGGACAGUAUGCUAUUUUCCACAGCAACUGCAACAUGAGCAUGGUAACUUAACUUAUUAUGUAAUGCAUAUAUAAAAGCAACUAACCAAAUUGCACGGCAAAGUUUUUGAUUCUAUUCCAGACACCAACUGUUCCCAAGUCUCACAUGAACUAAAGCAAGGUGAUUGGGUGGUCACUAAGAAAAAGAAAGUCUCUUGAACCCAAAUUCAAAGGACCGUUUUAAGUUCUGUUGACUACCGCCACUUCAGUCACGUUGAGUGAAAGAAACUCGUAAAUAAACGCAUCUCAUUGCAAGAAAGUGACAAAGGAAGUAUUAUCCAAUCACGAUACAUAAUCAAAAUAUAUAGAUACAAUUUAAUAGGCCCCAGGCCAUAUAAGGGUCUAGGGGAUGUAUAAUGUGUUAGUUAGUUCUUCUUGUUAGCAUGAUUAUUCUUAUAUAAACAGUAAUGAUUGAACCUUACUUAUAUAAGGAGUCAAGUGAUAGUGCAAUAAUCAGUAACUAUGCCAAAUAUAACAGAACAGAAGGGAAUACACAUAGGAUGUCAACAAUUACCCAAGUAAAAACAAAUAGGCAUAGAAGAUGCUAGUCAUUGAAUGUAAAACAGGACCAAUAUAAACAGUUGUCACCUAUUGUUUACUGUAUCUGCAGGCUAGUAUGUCACUUUGCAGACCGUCUAUGAAGUAAAAUGUUGUACUUAUUUAAUAAAUUAUACUAGCCCAGAAGAUAUUAUUGAUGAAAAGAUAAAUGAAGUAAUACAGUUGAAAAAUCAGUUCGCUACUAAUCAUAAUUAUACCAGUGUAUUUCCAGAUUCUUUCUUUUCUUGGUUUUAUAAACACUAUACAACCAAUUGCUUUUCAGGAAUAUUAUCUAUUGUUGCUAAGGGACUUGUUUUGCUAUUAAUUGCAUAUUUUAAGACUUAUUAUGUGAAUACUGACACUAAAAUGUUUUUCUACCUAAGGCAUUGCUGAAACUGCUAAACCGCAACCAAUUUAUAUGAAACUUAUUGGAAGAGCUAUAAUAUAUAACUCCACAUCACACUACUGUGAAAGCUGCCAUACAAGAUACUCAGAAGCUGUCCCUACUGUUAUGAUGAUGUGAUCUAAAGAAACUUUGCUGUCACAAUAUUGAGUCAAAAAGACUUUCAAGGACUAUUGAGCAAGGACUAUGAACAUUAUAAUGAUUCCAUCCUCAAAAGACUCCUCUGCUUUAUGAACUUUCUCUUGUGGUUAGGGAUAAGAGAAUAGGGAACAUUGGUUCUACCCGAGUAUAGGGAUGUUGAAUGGACUAGCCCAUGCCUGGAGUGCCCCUAUGGUACACCAGUCGUGAAAGCAGGUGUCCCUAUAGAAUCAGUGACCAGGUAAAGGAAGGGUAAAAUAAAAUUAGAAUCAAAGAGGGGAAGUUGAUAAAGAUGGAAGCCAUAUUUGUUCAUAGGACUCCAUUUUAUAAUUGACAUCUUACAAGCUGUUUCCAAAUUGUUAUUCUCCAGCUGAGAAUUGACACAGGAAAGAGUGUAGACCUGUACUUUGUUUGAACCCACAUUGUGAAGUUAUGACCUUUAUCUAAGAUAUAUUUUACGGUAAUUUCCUAGCAGAAAUAUAAUGUCAGCAGCUAGACAUGUGAGCUUCAAAGGGUAUUUGUCAGUUUGCGGUACAGCAAGUGUAAAAAUAUAACCAGACAUAUGUAGGUUUCGAAGUUAGCAAAAACCCCCUAGUUAUUCCACUUAAGAGCACAUAUAAAAAAUAUAGAUGUUGGCAAACAUAUUACGUAUAAGAUAGAAGUUUUAUUAGCCAAUAGGAUUAAGCUUCGUGUCAGGAAUCGACGACACGAUAUGUUAAUUGGUAUCACUUUAUAAUGUACUGCUGGUAGGAAAUAAAGCUCUCUGCUCUAUUACUUUCCACUUAAUACACGUGUGGCUAGUUAUUACAAAGGUUAUUUUGUUGACUGGUCACUGGCUGCAGCCGUGUAUGAACCUGAUGCUGACUGACUGAAUGCGUGCUUGAACUUGGUUAAACAAAGGGUGCCCUUUCCUGGGGAUCCCUUUAUCAAAUGCAUGUCAUGAAAAAUUCAAGCUAAUCUGUGCAAAUGGAAUGUAAAAUGUGUGUAAAAAUAUCUUUAUGUUUCUGUGAAUAAAUAAUGAGUGCUGGAUGUUGUUGAUAA
Molecule: messenger RNA, 10238 nt
Organism: Pseudophryne corroboree (corroboree frog)
Lineage: Eukaryota; Metazoa; Chordata; Amphibia; Anura; Myobatrachidae
Product: transcription factor ETV7-like
Exons: 8
Coding region: 257-1216 (319 amino acids)
Biological process (GO): cell differentiation; regulation of transcription by RNA polymerase II
Cellular component (GO): nucleus
Molecular function (GO): sequence-specific DNA binding; DNA-binding transcription factor activity, RNA polymerase II-specific
Source: RefSeq, a predicted model, not a curated record